This is a messenger RNA of Pyrus x bretschneideri (Chinese white pear), 1685 nucleotides long. RefSeq names its product putative methylesterase 14, chloroplastic. Gene Ontology annotation, molecular function: methyl salicylate esterase activity; methyl indole-3-acetate esterase activity; methyl jasmonate esterase activity. NCBI's taxonomy places the organism in Eukaryota, Viridiplantae, Streptophyta, Magnoliopsida, Rosales, Rosaceae. Gene Ontology annotation, biological process: salicylic acid metabolic process; jasmonic acid metabolic process. The record is from RefSeq and is a predicted model, not a curated record.
UUGAGAGAAAGUAAAUCUUUUUACCAUUUACUAGGUUAGUUUUCUGGACUAAGAAAGAGUGAAAGAGCCUUGAAAUGUCUUUCCACCGUGAAAAGCACAGAAAGAAACAGAGUAAGGCAAUUAAUAGCUCUCGUCUCAGUUGUAGGGAGAGAGAGAGGGGGUGGAGAGGGAGAGAGAGUGGUCCAGUUUUUCAUCGCACACUAAACAGCACAGAUUUUUAUAUACUAAUCCCAACAAACUUCUCUCUCCACCCUUAUCUAAUCUCUCUCUCUGUGAGUGAAGAACGAGAAAAACUGAUAGAAAGUUCAUCAGCUUUGGCACCAAAGACUGCAUCUUUACGGACAGACAGUACCAUCUUCCCUCACCAAGACAUCAUUUUCCGGGAAAAUGUACUGACUCUCUUCCAUUUUCCGGGGAAAUUCGCCAAAACGAAUUGUGGGUUGUGCUUAAAAUUCCUUCUCCAACAAUGGGUAAUCGAUUUAUUUGCAUGUUAAAGAAGGACACCAAAGAAACUGGAUCGAGAAGCAAGAGAAUGAGUCGCUCGCAGAGGAAACUGGCGGCGGAGGAAGACUUGUUGCACAGGCAAGCUCUGUCUAGGGUUCUCCAUCAGCACCAAAUGUCUCAGAGGUUUGACGGAUCCAUGUCUAGGAGGGUUGGGGGGUCCACAAGCUCCAGGAGACUCGCUCUCUCUGAUCCAUUAUCUAAUGGGAAGCAGGGACCGGAAUUUUUGGAGAAGCUUACAUCAAAAAAGUUUAUUCUUGUACAUGGAGAAGGAUUUGGGGCAUGGUGUUGGUACAAAACAAUUGCUUUACUAGAGGAAGCAGGAUUGCUUCCGAUCAUUGAUCUCAAGGGUUCUGGUAUUGAUCUCACAGAUACGAACUCUGUAACUACACUGGAAGAGUAUUCAAAGCCAUUGAUUGACAAUCUACAAAAUCUUCCAGAGGAUGAAAAGGUCAUCUUAGUUGGUCACAGUAGUGGGGGUGCCUGCGUAUCUUAUGCAAUGGAGCACUUCUCGCAGAAAAUUUCAAAAGCAGUUUUCAUCUGUGCUACUAUGGUGUCUGAUGGGCAGAGACCUUUUGAUGUGUUUGCUGCAGAGCUUGGUUCCGCAGAACAAUUUAUGCAAGGAUCAAAGUUUUUGAUUCAUGGGAAUGGGAAAGAAAAGCCUCCUACAGGAUUCAUGUUUGAGAAAGAGCAGAUGAAAGGGUUAUACUUCAACCAAUCUAAUGCGAAGGAUGUUGCUCUGGCCAUGGUUUCCAUGAGACCUAUCCCACUAGGUCCGAUCAUGGAAAAACUGUCAUUGACACCUGAAAAUUAUGGUUCUAGCCGGCGAUUCUUCAUUCAAACAUUGGAUGAUCGGGCGCUUUCAUCAGACGUCCAAGAAAAGCUAGUGAGGGAGAACCCACCGGAGGGAGUGUACAGGAUAAAAGGGAGUGACCACUGCCCGUUCUUCUCAAAGCCGCAAUCAUUGCACAAAAUGUUGUUGGAAAUUGCUCAAAUUCCAUAGCUUCUUCAUAAAAUUCACAAAUGGGAUUUCCUUUAAUUUUACAUUCCAGUUACAGAACAAAACAUAGAUGAUUGCGUAGUUCUCCGGCGUGGAAGGCCACGGUUGUAUGUAGAACACGGUUGGUCGAGUUGUCCAAUUUCUUUUUAAUUAGCAUAUAGAUGAAAUGAUAUUCUCUGGUUUA